Messenger RNA from Sinocyclocheilus anshuiensis, 1472 nucleotides. RefSeq names its product ras association domain-containing protein 2-like. Gene Ontology annotation, cellular component: cytoplasm; nucleus. The record is from RefSeq and is a predicted model, not a curated record. Lineage: Eukaryota; Metazoa; Chordata; Actinopteri; Cypriniformes; Cyprinidae. Bases 172 to 1146 code for a protein of 324 amino acids. The transcript has 11 exons. Gene Ontology annotation, biological process: signal transduction; regulation of non-canonical NF-kappaB signal transduction; positive regulation of JNK cascade.
AUGCUGACCAGAUGACUUCCAUGUUUGCUGACUGGUGCAGUCGCAUUAUCUGAUGUCUGUGCCAGAGUCUGAGUUGCUUUCACUGACUUUGCUGGAUUCUCCCACGUGCUGCUUGAACAUUCAUCCCUUCAUUCCUAACAGGCCUUCCUAGUGUUUUUCCACUCACUCGACAUGGACAGUGAGGAUUCAGACAAGGUCCAGAUCGGCGAAAACAAAUGUGUUAGCAAGAGCAUUCUUCUCUCACAGCUCAACACAUACAACCUUUAUUACAAAGGAGAAGCUCUCCAGUUGAGACACAGAGAGGAGGAAGGAGAGUUGAUCAUUGAGGGUUUGCUCAAUGUUUUCUGGGGCGUACGGCAGCCAAUCAGACUGCAGAUGCAGGACGAGAAGGAGGCAGGCAGGCCCUCACUAACAUCUCUGAGCACCGAAACGGACACCAACACACUCAAGUCAGAUAUUUACAUAUUGUCACAUGAUCCUCCAGUUUCCAGUGAGGUCGCUACAGCAGACGACCAAUCAAAAGACUUCAGUGAAGAGAAGGAAGAGGCAGGUGAGGAGGAGCAGCAGGAGUCGACACGCUCCGAUCGGCUCGCCAGGACCAAGACUGAUGUUGGCGGAAGGAGAAUCAGCGGGCGACGGCUUGGAAUCAGGAGAGUCAAGAGAAACCGAUGCUCCUUCAACGGCCACUUUUAUAACCACAAGACGGCGGUUUUUACGCCUAAGUUCGGCUCUGUGACCAACGUCCGCGUCAACAGCUGUAUGACGACAGCACAGGUCUUGCGGUUGCUGCUUAACAAGUUCAAGAUCGAAAACAGCCCGGAUGAAUUCAGCCUCUAUAUCGUCCACACCAGUGGAGAGAGACAUCAGCUGAAGCCUAAUGACCAUCCUUUGGCGCUCAGAGUUUUGCAAGGCCCUUGUGAACAGGUCAGCAAAAUGUUCCUAAUGGAGACGGACCAGGUGGAAGAGGUCACCCAUGAUGUGGCACAAUACAUCAAGUUUGAGCUUCCUGUUUUACAAAGCUUCAUUGCUAAGCUGCAAGAGGAAGAAGAAAGAGAGAUGCAGAAACUGAAGAAGAGGUACGCAGAUAUGCGCCGUAUCAUCAAGAAAUGCAUGCGGUCUUUAGCUGAUUCAACUAACGUUACAUGAUGAAGCUGUGCAGGCAUGUAUCACUCGUGAACACAAUCCUCAAAGCACCAACAGUAGUGACAAAACAGUGCUGUAUCAGGAAAAGGAACAUAUUUUUAGUUAAAUUUGGCUUUUAUUGUCUUCAAGUAAUAUAUAAUAUAAUAAUACAGCAGUAUCCAAAGGUACCAUGACUUUCUCUAAAUAAGCUUCAUUGGAUAAACCUUACUUAGCCUUCUUUUUUACAAAGGAAAGCAAAUGGGUCAAAAAAUGUAACAUUGUUUGACUUUCACUCAUGCACAAUGAUAAUAAUAAUAAGCUGUAAGAAUGGUAAUUCAAAAUUUGAUAUA